This is a messenger RNA of Penicillium paradoxum, 1407 nucleotides long. RefSeq names its product telomere maintenance protein PBP2. The record is from RefSeq and is a predicted model, not a curated record. Gene Ontology annotation, biological process: regulation of gene expression; regulation of RNA metabolic process. Gene Ontology annotation, cellular component: nucleus; cytoplasm. Lineage: Eukaryota; Fungi; Ascomycota; Eurotiomycetes; Eurotiales; Aspergillaceae. The coding region runs from base 1 to 1407 and encodes 468 amino acids. The transcript is spliced from 3 exons. Gene Ontology annotation, molecular function: mRNA binding.
AUGUCGGCUUCUCCUUCCAACCUUCAGUCGACCAAGCGUCCUCUCGAGGACCCGUCGUCUCCUUCCGGCCCCAACGAUCAGCCCGAGGCUAAGCGCCCGGCGCUGGACAAAGUAGUCAAGAGCGAGGCCGAGGCCGAGACCGAUGUAUCCAGCAACCAGAUUCCUACUGUUGAUGACACCAAGGACACCCAGGGUGAUACCGUGGUUCCCGAUGCGCCUAAUGGCAAGGGUCUCCCUGUUGAUACCCAGCCCAUCCAAUCAACAGCUUCCCAGGCCGACCGAGCGGGCUCUGAUCAGACCCCCCAGGAUGAGUCAAGCUGGGUUCAUAUUCGCGCUGUGAUCUCUAGCCCGGAAGCAGCCACCGUCAUUGGAAAGGGAGGUGAGAAUGUGUCCCAGAUUCGUCGUCUGUCUGGUGCGAAAUGUACUGUCAGCGAUUAUUCUCGCGGUGCUGUGGAGCGUAUCCUGACCGUUAGCGGUCCCCAGGAUGCUGCUGCCAAAGCAUUUGGUUUAAUCAUCCGUACACUUAACAAUGAACCCCUCGAGGCCCCUUCCACUGCCCAGUCCAAGACGUACCCUUUGCGUUUGCUAAUUCCUCACAUUCUCAUCGGCUCCAUCAUUGGCAAGGGUGGUAGUCGCAUUCGUGAGAUUCAGGAGGCCUCUGGUGCUCGCCUGAACGCUUCGGAUGCUUGCCUUCCCCUGUCCACCGAACGGUCCCUCGUCAUCCUCGGUGUCGCGGAUGCCGUCCAUAUUGCUACUUACUAUGUCGCUGUUACCCUGGUUGAGCAGCUUUCCGAACGUUUCGGCGGCCCCGCAGCUUCUGCAUACGCCACUCGCAGCGGUGGUCCUGCCGGCGCUGUCCCCGGUGGCAUGCAGGUCGUACCCUACGUUCCCCAACCCGCCGGUGGCCAAUACGGCCACCCCGAUACUUUCAAGCGUAAUCACCCACACCCCAACCGUGCCGGCGGCGGUGCAUACGGCGUUCCCUAUCUCCACGGCCAGCCCGCCCCUGCUCCCGUUCCCCAGACCCCGAUGCACUUCCCUGCGGCACCCCAGGCUCCCUAUGGCGGUGCCGGACCCCAUCAACCUGCUCCCUUUGUUGGAGGUCCUCAGCAGCCCACCCCUGGUCGUGGUCCCCCAACUGCCCCUGCCCCCGUGGGCGGUGCUAUGCCCGGUCAGCCACUGACUCAACAGAUUUAUAUCCCCAACGACAUGGUCGGCGCAAUCAUUGGCAAGGGUGGUGCUAAAAUUAACGAGAUACGUCAUCUGAGCGGCAGUGUCAUCAAGAUCAACGAGCCUCAAGAGAGCAGCAACGAGCGUCUGGUGACCAUCACUGGUACGGCUGAGUGCAACCAGAUGGCCCUUUAUAUGCUCUAUUCCCGUCUUGAAAGCGAAAAGCACCGGAUCUAA